Molecule: messenger RNA, 649 nt
Organism: Gryllus bimaculatus (two-spotted cricket)
Lineage: Eukaryota; Metazoa; Arthropoda; Insecta; Orthoptera; Gryllidae
Source: the annotation of a GenBank genome assembly
AACCAAAACGUUUUGCUUAUAUAGCCGGCCACGCGACUUCGCCGCCAUUAGUGCAGUUAUAGCCGUUGUUGCGCAUUCAGCUCUUAUAGUGAAGUGGUUUGAGUAGUCGGAGAAAGGCAUGGAGAACUUAUUCUCUUUCGUAUUCAUUACGGACUUCCCCACGUCUGGGUUACGGGAAGAAGCAUCAAGAGUGGAUAUAGUGGGCCGUUUGCCUCCAGAGAUUGCGUCCCAGAUCUUAAGACUGCUGGAGGGGCCGUCGCUGGUGGCUGCGGCGGGCGUGAGCCGGCUCUGGUUGGCGCGCUGCCGCGCAGACCCCGAGCUUCGCCUGCGGGUGCGUCGUCAGCUGUUCUACGAGGGCCGCGGGGCGCUGCUGGGCCUGCAGGGGGCGGUUCGCUCCGUCCCCGACCGCCACCCCGACCGCGCCCACGCCUUCGCCCGCGUCAACGCCCACGCGCGCCGGCUGCACGCGGCAGCUGACCCGGACCCAGUGAGAUCGAUGGAGGAGGAUCGGUUUUUCGCGCAGUGUGGACCUCCCCGUUCCUCGGCGCGCCUUCCUGGAAGUGUAGAUGUUGCGGAAGAAUUUGUAGGUCAGGUGCUUGAAGGCUCUGUUGACCAGUUAGAAGAGACACUUGGCCUUGGCGCGAAUUGA